AUGCAAGAGGGUUCGGAAGAAGCUGAUGAUUCCGUAUCUGCGUCUUCCACAUCAACUCUGUUCGAAUUACCCGAGUACAUACUCAAAAACCUAACUCCAACUAAGGGAAGUAACUCGAAAGAUAAGAAUCAUCGAAUAAGGAAACUGCAGAUUAUCAAAUCAAAAACCCUUAAAUUGAAGAAAAGGUCACAAACAAUAAAUCAAAAGAUUAGAGACUUGAGAUUACAUAGGGAAAUAAUUUCUAAUAAGAUUGCAGAGGAUUUAUCGGAUAACUUACAACGUGCUAACGAAAGAAGAAUGGCAUUUCUCGCUAAAAGACGAGAAAGGGCUAGGAAAGUCCAAUUGACUUCUUUAAAGCUACCAAUUGUACUACCAUUCCCUACAUCUUCCAAAAGUAGGCAAAAUGAGAUAGAAUUUGCAGUCGGGGAUAUAAAAGACGUCGUUAUAAUACAGAGAAGCAUUAAAAAAUAUAUAUUACUCCGAAAUGUGAAUCAAUUUAGGGCUUUCAACGUUUCUAAAAGUUUAACACAAAUGACGUAUAGUGAAGCAUUACUGUUGCUCAAUCCUCAAACAGAAUUCGUUAAGACCACAGUUUCUAUUCUUAGAAAUCUGGAUUUACCUGAUAUUCUUCCUCGUCAAAAAUAUAAGAGUUUUCUCUAUUCUUUGAUAAUGAUUGCUGAUUAUAAGGAUUCUUUAAUUCAUCACACUCAUUCCGGAUUCAACACGAAUAUAUCAGACAAAAAUGUAAACAAUCUUGCAAAUUCAGUGUCCCUUCUUUUAUUCAAACUGGCUGAAAAUAUGAUAUGCAAGUUUGUUGAAUUUGUUUACAGUGAUCCUAAGGAAAUAGAAAACCCGUGGAGUCUUCCGAAAUUAAAGCUAUGCAAAAGUUGGAAAGUUUAUCACUUUCUAUUUCAGAUUUUCAGAAGAUUACAUUUCGAUAAUUGCAUGAUCAUCAUAAGCGAUGCCUUAGACAUCGUUCAAAAGCAGUUAUUAGUGUGUCAAGCUAUUGAAAUCGAAAUGCAAAGAGAUAAAUAUGUUAAUAAUCACAAGUACUUAUCUAGACUUUCACAGGUUUUUAAUUUUUCUGGCACAGAAUGGACCUAUUUUGGAGAGGAUUCCGUUAUGUUUAUUAAUAAUCUAAAAUUGCGAGUAUUUGAUAAAGCCAUUCCUGCAAGGCCUAAAGUUAGAGCUAGUAUAGAGGUACUAGAAGAAUUAGAUAAUAUAGUCGAAAGCACAAACAAUCAUUCCAUAACAUUUGAUCAUCUCGUGUUUAAUAUUCCGCCUAAAAUCCCUAUAAAUAAAUGGAGAAAAUAUUGGAUACAAACAUACCGAACUAAAAAACGUACACUUAAUCAGAAUAGGUACAGAAUUCCCACCCAAUUAAAGUCAGGUUUUUUCAAUGUAAACUCUCAAAAUAUGCCGUCAAAUAUUUAUAUUGAAAAUGUAUUCAGAGAUUUAGGUAUAGAUUCAAUUCAUACUAAAUAUGAAGUUUUACGCGGCGAAAAUGAUUUACAUCUGUUUCUGGCUGACUUUGACUUUAUUGUUAGCGAUACAUUCCUCAUACUAUUUGAGUAUUGCAUUAAAUUCGAAGAUAGUAAUAAUAGUGAAGGAUUUGAUAUUGCUAUCACACAAUUCAGAACUUUGAAAAAUUCUUAUCAAAUUGCAAGAUAUAACACCCAUAGAGAGUUAUUACAAUAUUUUAAACUUCAUUUCUUUUGUUUAAGUCACUUGGCAUCGAUAGGACCACAUAUUUUGGAUUUUGUACCAAAUUCAUGUAGCGGAUUUAUUGAUAUCUUGAAUAAUCUAGACCAUAUUUCUCCCGAAGGUUUUGAAGUUUUCAUAAAUUUUUACGAGGAAUUAGAGAUAUUGAUAAUGAACUUAUGGCUCAACCGAUGUAAGAAUAAUAGUGAGGAGAAGAUCAAGGCAUUUGAAAAUAUUUGCCAAUUUAUAUCAAAGAAAAACUUCAAAAUAGAAAAUGGCACCAAUUCUCCUCAUUUACGAUUCCCAUUAUUCUACAAAUUCCUAUUACAAUACGAUAGUGAUUUUGAUAAGCACCUUAUGCUGUAUAAUUCAAUCAUUGACUCCACUUUUGAGUAUCCAAAUUUCGAAUCAUCCUCGAUGAAUGAAUCCAGCUUUAGAUAUUUUAGACAGAUCUACAUUAAUUUUAUUUUGGACAAUCUUUGGAACCAUGAUAGCAAAUACGAUCCAGAUUAUUCAACUAAUGAAUUUGAUGUAUUUUUCAAAGAGGAAAUCAAAGUUCUUAUUACUAAAUGCCGUGUCCUUCUCAUUUCUAACUGUGUGCUACAUUUAAUUUUUAAUUUUUAUCAUAAAGAAGAAAGCGCUGAUGGCCAAAAGUACAAAUAUUUGAAUACUGUAUCCAUACGCAAAAUUGCAGAUAUCAUAAUACGAUUCUUUUCUGAGAAUGUUAAUGUUCCAGAAAUUAGUCUUUUCCUUUACAACAUUGUGGAGACUCACACAGAUGAAAUACUGAAACUGCAUAUUCAUGACUUGAUUUUUUACGUACAUAAAGAGUAUGUGAAAUUGAUUGAAUAUGACGCUGAAUCUUUACUUAAAAUGACACUUACUGGUAAGUUUGUCAAAUUAAUCAAUGCUGAUCCACUGUCUACUGAAUUUGAAUACCUAUUGAAGGGAAAUUUCAAAUAUUUCAUGAUUCAGACAAGGCAGCUGGUAGCUGAAAUCAAUGAAACUCUUAGAGAAAUAUAUGAGUUAUACUCUCCUUUAUUAAACUGGAUUUAUAGGGAUAUAGGUGAGCCUAAUAUUUAG
This is a messenger RNA of Debaryomyces fabryi, 2784 nucleotides long. RefSeq lists its product as uncharacterized. The record is from RefSeq and is a predicted model, not a curated record. The coding region runs from base 1 to 2784 and encodes 927 amino acids. Lineage: Eukaryota; Fungi; Ascomycota; Pichiomycetes; Serinales; Debaryomycetaceae. The transcript has a single exon.